CAUCACUAGCUCUUCAUUUCGUGUGUUGAAACGCUUCCAGUGACGUGUCCUCCAAAAUAUACAUUCGAACUCAACCCUUCCAUCUUCGUCUCUUUCUCAUCGACAUCGAGAGCGAGAGAGCAAGAGAGAGAGAGAGAGACAAUGGCAUGCGUCUCUCUCUCCUUCGUCUCCUCCUCCUCCGAACCCUCCUCCUCAUCCUCCCUCCAAUCCCUUCCUCUCCGCACCACCACAACCUCCUUCAUCUCCUCCAAACCCUUCCUUCCUCCCCUCCGAUCCCCUUCUCUACGACUUCGUCCUCCUCUCCAAGCGCUUCUCAGGAAAUCCAUCAAACCAGAUGACGAUGAGACCCUGGAGAAGUUCCAAGAGAACAACGCCAUCACGGAUUUCAUGAGGUUUCGCACCGGCGAUGUCUCCCGCGCCGGUGGUGGUGGCUCUGGCGAGCUGCAGACCGCUGUCGUUAGCUAUAAGAAGCAGUUCCCUUGGUCGCUUUUCCAGCCUUUUCUUCAGGUGGAUUUGGUUUCGACGAUCCACAUUGCCGAUAAAAAAUACUUUGAGACAUUACAGAAGGGUCUUGAAUCAUAUGACUGUGUCCUUUAUGAGAUGGUUGCAAGCAGGGAGAGUUUAGAGAAUAGGAGAAAUUCAAAAGCUGCUAAAAGACUGAAAGCAGCACGCUCCAGGGGUUUUAAUGUUCUUGGAUUUAUCCAGAGACAAAUGGCCCGUAUUCUUGCACUUGACUUCCAAUUGGAUUGUCUUGAUUAUGAUGGCGAUAAGUGGCUCCAUGCGGACCUCGACUUUGAAACAUUUAAAAUGCUCCAGGAUGAAAGAGGUGAAAGUUUCUUCACAUUUGCAAGAGACAUGACGCUUAGAUCUACGAAAGCCCUGGUGCAAUCAGCUGCUAUCCGUGAAGAUCUCGAUCCUUGGAGAUCUAAGCUUCUUUGGGCUUCACGAGUGCUACCCAUGCCUCUUGUUGGACUACUUAUCAUUGGAAGCGUAUGUUCACCAUUAGAAAACCAGACCACAGAAUACUCUGAGUUAAAAGCACUUUCAGAGCUCAAUAUUGGAGCAGCUCUCAAGAUUUUCUUGGCUAAGCGCCUUACUUCAGAGUUCACCCAGAUAACUGCUGCUGUAGAGGAGAAAUCAGUAAUCAUCGGGGAGAGAAACCGGGCUGCAACAGAAGCAUUACAGAGAGCAAUAGAUAGCGGGUACAAAAGAAUAGCUGUGCUCUACGGUGGCGGGCACAUGCCUGACUUAGGAAGGCGAUUACGAGAAGAGUUCGACAUGGUACCCUCACAAGUACAUUGGAUAACAGCUUGGUCAAUCCAAAACAGAAUACUCGACAACCGCUCCAUUCCGUUCCUGAAGACCCUAGCCGAGCUUUCAGGUUGGCCACUGAACAGAUAUCAAACCCUAGGUUUGUUGAUUUUCUCUUCUGUGCUUGCAGUAGAUCUAUGGUUCUGGGAGCUCUUCUUCGGUACAAUGGUGCAUUUGGCUUCGUUGGCAGCAUCGGAAGUUGAUUUGCUCAUUCAUGGUAUCAGAUUUAUGUGAUUGUUUUUUUUAUCAUCAUCUCCAGUUUACGAAUUGGAAGAAAAUCAAACAUUUGCCAGCUGCAGGAUUUGCAGAAACAGGUGAUUUAAGUAGUAUAGUUAUACGCAUGCAUCAAUUGAUGCCUGUUAUUAUAUAUGCUGCUGGUUUUAUGUAUGAAUAGAUGCAGAAAAGUUAGUUUGAUAA
Dioscorea cayenensis subsp. rotundata (Guinea yam) is the source of this 1728-nucleotide messenger RNA. RefSeq lists its product as uncharacterized. Bases 142 to 1545 code for a protein of 467 amino acids. The transcript is spliced from 5 exons. Lineage: Eukaryota; Viridiplantae; Streptophyta; Magnoliopsida; Dioscoreales; Dioscoreaceae. The record is from RefSeq and is a predicted model, not a curated record.